ACUUUUGUGUUGCUAUGUUAAGAGAAGUGCCAGGACAUUUUCUCAUGGAGCUCUCCACUGAGAGAGGUCACGGAAGAUUCCCACCAUCUGCACUUGCUUGAAAACUCCUCCUUUAUAAAGGCGGAAAAGGGGGAUUGGAUUCAUCCAUCAGAUCCGAGUGUAAUCAACACUGUCAGCUGACAAGAAUGUGCAACGAUGACUGCGAGCUGCAUUUUCAAGGCCUGGACACUUGAAAUAAUUGCAGUGGAAGCUGAUGAAUUUGGCAAGAGGCAGCCAAACUGUCUACCAUCAGUCUAUUUGGCAGCUUAGGGUUGAUUUUUUUUUCUGUACAUGCUCUGCAAGAAUCAACAAGAACAAAUGUUUUUUGAUGCACCUGGAGGAUCAUAGCUGCUGUGAAAGUUCAGUCGUGCGUCCUGCCGCUCUGACUGUUGGACGCAGCGCACUCUGAGCGCACGUUGGCUUUUUUUUUUUUCUUCCUCCCCUCGAUUCAGACGCGGUGUCAAAGUUUCGUUAAACAAACUCGGAAUAUUUCUCGGAGGUAAAAUGACCUGAGAGAUGUAGUAUAACCACCAGCUCUGGCGAAGGCGGCGAGUGGGCGGCUGAUCGCCGGCGCCGUGCGUAACACCAGCAGGUGGAUGGAGAGGCUGGCGGGAUGCAGCUUUCCAGCAGGUCAGCGCCGCUUCGGAGCGGCUGGACUCCAUAUUCUCUGCUGACGGACGUGUCGCCACUUUGGACUUGAUGUGAGGAUGAAGUUUUCAAUUUAAAAAUCUAUCUUGCCCUUUUACCAUCUCUCUACAGCUGGGAUGUGAUACUUGUGGUUCCUCGUGCACAAAAAUCCUUAGUUGUCCCAAUAUCCGCAGGCCAAAGCUCCCAGACCCCAAGGUCUCAAAUUCUCAGUACCUCAGGCUAAUCUUAGAACCUAACACCCAAAGUCCUUCGAUCCAUACUUCCACCACCCUCUGCGUUAAAAUCAAUGAUUGCCACUUGAAACCAGAACUCAUUAAUAUCUACCAUCUCUGAACUCCUCUCUGAUCACACCUUAUCUCUUACUCCUAGUCAUUUUUAGAUGCUUAGAACCCUUUGAUUCCCUAAAACCCUUUCAGCCAUCAUGGCCUUGGAUCAGUGGCCCUUCCUCUCGACUCCCCCCAACACCUCCAUUCCUGAGCCCCUGCUAUAUGACAGCUACAUCCAAGGGAAUGAGUCCAACCUGGACCAGAACACCUCUGAGCCUGGAGAGUCCCACCAGGACAAGACCAGCUCUGUGGUCAUCACCUUCAUCUACUUUAUGGUAUGCGCCGUGGGGCUCUGCGGCAACACCCUGGUCAUCUAUGUCAUCCUGCGUUAUGCCAAAAUGAAGACAGUGACCAACAUCUACAUCCUGAACCUGGCAGUGGCAGAUGUUCUCUGCAUGAUGAGCCUGCCGUUCAUCGCCCUGCAGCUGGCACUGGUGCACUGGCCCUUUGGAGAGGCUCUGUGCAGGGUGAUCAUGACAGUAGACUCUCUCAAUCAGUUCACCAGCAUCUUCUGUUUGAUGGUGAUGAGCAUCGAUCGAUACCUGGCUGUGGUCCACCCUAUAAAGUCCACAAAAUGGCGGAAGCCCCGUGUAGCCAAGCUAAUUAACAUGACAGUCUGGGGUGUGUCGCUGUUAGUCAUCCUACCAACUAUGAUCUUCAGUGGCCUGGACAAGGUGCCAGUAUGUGGCAUUGUGUGGCCGGAGCCCCAGGACGUCUAUUACACAGCCUUCAUAUUCUACACCUUUUUCAUCGGAUUCUUCAUGCCCCUGGCAGUCAUAUGUCUGUGCUACCUGCUUAUUAUAGUCAAGGUCAAGUCAUCCGGCAUGAGAGUGGGCUCCACCAAACGCAAACGUUCGGAGCGUAAGGUGACCCGAAUGGUGUCCAUCGUGGUGGCGGUGUUCGUCCUCUGCUGGCUGCCUUUCUACAUUUUCAAUGUCACCUCCGUCACCGGCUCCAUCAGCCCCACCUCUGCUGUGAAGAGCACCUUUGACUUCGUGGUGGUCCUUGGCUAUGCCAACAGCUGCGCCAACCCCAUCCUGUACGCCUUUCUGUCGGACAACUUCAAGAAGAGCUUUCAGAACGUUCUGUGCCUGAAAAAGGUGGCAGGCCUGGACGAGAUAGAGCGUAGUGACAGCAGGGCUGACAGGAGCAGGAUGGUUAAUGACGCUGUAAUCAUCAACGCCAACCUCGAGACUCACAAUGCUGCCCUGCUCAACAGCGAGCUGCAGACCAGCAUCUGAGGGUGAAGGAGAGGCGGUCACAUCCAGGGAGGCCAGAGAGAUUGAGCAGUGGCUCUUGGGGCUUCCAGACUGAUGUGCUGCCAGUGCACUGCUAGUGACCCCUGCUCAAAGAUGCGGGGGCAGGAGAGUGAUGUAAUAGCUGCUGCUCACGGACACUGACACAUGAACAAAGUCUAAGUGAAAAAUAAACAAUUUCUUUAGGGUUUUCAGAGGUUGGGGAAAGUACACUGACUCCAGCUCAAAACUCGAUGUUUGGGUUAAUGAGGUAACUUGAGCUGGUUAGCCUUGAGGUGAAGCAACAAUAUACCUGACUGAAGUGAUUUUCAAUACAGUAGAAAUAACUGAUGUGGAAAUCAAACAUAAAUAAGACUGCCCUGCCUUUCACGCUCACCUGCUUGAGGCUCAGAUCAAGUUCUUAUAUAUUUAUGUAUAUAUAGAACUACUAGAACUACUGAGGCCAGUCCAACCAUGGCAGAGACAAGUCUGGGGGGUACUGAGCUCCAUCUGUGACUCCUCGGCAUUGAUUUCUCUGAAUGUGGAAAUACUGCUGAAGAAGUCAGCCAAACAUUUCAGUGGAAGCCGGCACUGCAAUUCUCCAGAGAUUCUGAAAGCUAAAAAUCAGCAACCACAACCCAAAGAUGAAUAGUUUUGUGGUCAUGUUUUAUUCAUACCAGCUGAUAAGUCUGGCCUCACAUGAUCAACAGGGCAACAAAAUGGCAAACUCCUCCAAACAUAUCUUAUUUACCCACAAAGGAUGGAUGAUUUCUUUCCCUCUCUAGCUGGCAUCUCCGUGGAAGGAGCUGCAUUGAUCCCUAAAGGCCAGAAUUUAAUAUCAUGGAUUAUUGAUUAAGCGGAAGGAUGGGAAGACAUCUCGGGAGCUGCUCUGACCUUGCGCAGUUCAAAACCGCAUGACUUUGUAUAUUGUAAAUGGUUUUCGGUAAACCUCUGGGGGAAAGUUCGGCACAUAGACAACUUCAUGUCCUAACCAAAACAAAUUUCAAAGGCAAUCCCUGCUGUAAAAUUCUGUAUUGUUGUGAUAUGCAUCAAGGACAGCUUUGAAACUAUGUUUGUGAAGUCUAUCAUGUGUAAUUUAUACUUCACUGUAUCCUGGUCUUUACAAUAGUUGCCUCCUGUGCCAGUGAUGCAAUUAUAAAGAGCCCAUUUCUACUUGUAAAGUGCUGUGUUUCGACAAUGUAAGAUUUCCAUGUUGAAAUGUGGUCAACGCCCUCAGCUUCACAUUUGCCUCAGCCAGCAUGUGCUUACAAAAACUAAAUUUCACAGACAGCAGGAAAAUAUAUAUCACCUUGUCAAAAGAGAGACAGACAGAGGGCGAUAAGGACCUAUAGAAAGAAAGCAAAGCUUGUGUAUUUACUGUAACUAUUGAAGACAAGAAAUUGGCUGCAUGAAUGCAGGUGAAAACAGAUCAAGGUGUGCAUGUGGGUGGGUGAGAAACAGAGAUACACUUAAACAUCUAUAUAAUAGUUUUUAGUGUUGUAUUUCCAAAACAACAUUUUCAAAUGUUGUUACAAGCCUUUUGAUGGCUCAGAAGUCACCAGUUCAUGGGCAACGAUGGCUGAGAACAGCUGAUUGCAUUUCCCACAUCUACCGUACUCUGUACAUUGUGUUUGUACCAACCAUUACGUUGGAAUAAUACUAAGCCAUCUCACGUUUUUUUAUGUCAGUUUGCAACAACUUGAUUUGAACAGUUUUAUUUAGGAUAGAUAUGAUUAUAUAUGAACUAAAAUAAUACAUAUAAAAAUAUAAAAUAUAUAAACUAAUAUAUCUACAUGGGGCCGCUGUACAAGACUGGGCUACAAGAUUAGAUAAUGAUGCCAGACGUGUUUUUCUAUACUGGAUUUUAGUGGUAAAUGUUUUUAUUUUUUGUUCUCCCAGUUCCCACUUUGCUUAGAUGAUAAUCCAGCCUUGACUGUGUCACAGUUUAUUGGUACAGAAUAAUUUAAAAGCUAUAACUGUAAAAAGACUGCAACCUUGUGGAUUUAAUCUUGAGUGACUAUUCAAAUUCUCACACAGACUGCUCAUGGAGUACAAACACUGCUAACAUACGAAUUCUCGUACAUACGAAACAGGUCAGGGUAAUGUCAUAAGAAACAUGCGUCUAUGUUCACAGUAAGCAACAUUGCUGGGGGACCCACUGAUGCUUGUUUCUAUGGAUACCAUUUAACACUAUAACCAACACAUCUUAUACCACUUCACCGUCAGUGUUACAAAUCAAAUAACACAAAAAGCAUACUAUUAAAGGGACUUUGCCUCAGUGCAUCUCUCAGCUCUCAGUGGCAUUCAAUACAGUGGAUGAAUAGUGAAAGCAAUAAGCAGACAGCUUAAGUGUGCACACAGGUGCAGUAUAUCCCUGUACUCUGUAUAUUAAGUGGUUUAUGGUGAGAGAUAGGGAAGUCAGGAGGCCAGACUGAUUAAUGGAGUAAUCAGUCAAUCAGUGGACCUUCAUGCAGCUUUACUUUUUUUUUUUUUUUAAAUCAGCCACUCCAGAGAUGUGGCUCAAGGGACAGCAAAGACAGUCUGU
Toxotes jaculatrix (banded archerfish) is the source of this 4793-nucleotide messenger RNA. RefSeq names its product somatostatin receptor 2a (gene sstr2a). The transcript is spliced from 5 exons. NCBI's taxonomy places the organism in Eukaryota, Metazoa, Chordata, Actinopteri, Toxotidae. Gene Ontology annotation, molecular function: somatostatin receptor activity; neuropeptide binding. The record is from RefSeq and is a predicted model, not a curated record. Gene Ontology annotation, biological process: cellular response to estradiol stimulus; neuropeptide signaling pathway; cellular response to glucocorticoid stimulus. Gene Ontology annotation, cellular component: neuron projection; membrane. Bases 1109 to 2254 code for a protein of 381 amino acids.